AUGGCGCUUAGGAACCUUGACAACGCUCUUCCGAUCUCACAGGAACGACCGAAGAAGCUUCCGAAACUCUCAAAGCAGCCGGAGAUUGGUGUGAACGACGAAAACAACCCAGUGCCGCCCCCUGAAUCAACCGUCGACUACGUUGCUUCUGAAGAUCUCAAACCAUUUCCAGAUCCGGAAUCCUCUGCCCAGAGAUUACUAGAAGAAUUAGCAUCGAAGGAUUGGAUUAAAGUAUGUGAGUCGCUGAAUAACACAAGGAGAUUUGCAGUGUUUCACUCUUCUCUGUUGCUGCCUAUUCUAGAGAAGCUCAUAGUUGUGAUGGUGAAGGCGAUGAAGAACCCUAGAAGCGCACUGUGCAAGACUUCGAUUAUGACUUGUUCAGAUAUCUUCAAAGCUUAUGGAGAAAAGUUACUUGAAGCAUCUCAUCUGAGAUCAAUGGACGAUCUGAUAUUGCAGCUGCUAAUGAAAGCUUCACAAGAUAAGAAGUUUGUGUGUGAAGAAGCAGAGAAAGCACUGAACACAAUGGUGAACUCUGUGGCUCGUUUGCCUCUUCUGCGUAAGCUCAAAACUUACGUCCGACACAGUAACCCUCGUGUUAGAGCCAAAGCUGCUGUUUCUACUUCCAACUGCGUUUCCAAAAUGGAGCUAAAAGAAAUGGAAGAGUUCGGGAUGGUUAUGAUCGCACAAAUGGCUGCGGAUUUGUUGAGUGACAAGUUGCCUGAGGCAAGGGAAGCUGCAAGGAGUAUGGUGAACUCGGUUUACGAGAAGUUUACAUGGAACGAAGAAGAAGAAGACGAAGUUGAGAGCAAACAAGAAGCUUGGAAGAAGUUUUGUGAGAAGAAUGUAACAGGGCUCAAUGCACAAGCCAUGAUCAAGAUCGUCUCAUAUCAAUAA
Messenger RNA from Microthlaspi erraticum, 894 nucleotides. The record is from the annotation of a GenBank genome assembly. Lineage: Eukaryota; Viridiplantae; Streptophyta; Magnoliopsida; Brassicales; Brassicaceae.